AUGAGAAAUGACAAUAAUAAACAGCCCCCAGUCCCCGGAGGCCCCGCUAUUCCUGGGUACGGUGGCGACCAUGGUAAGGGCGGGGCAGGGGGUGCUAAAAUCUCCGGUGGAGAAUUAAAGAAUGAUUUUGAAAAAAAAUUUAAUUCCAUGGAGUCAAAAAUAUCAAAAAUGGAAAACCAAAUUACCACAAAAAUAUCAAAACAUAUGGAUGAAAAAUUUCAUACGAUUGAGAAAGAGUUGGGAAAUAUUCGAAUAAAAGAGGAAGAGCAAGAAAAAAGGUUAGAUGCGCUAGAAAAGAACAAUGUACAGAGAAACCUCGUAUUUUUUGGAGUCGAAGAGAAUGAAAAAUCGUAUUAUGAUCUUCAAGAAAAAAUUAUAGACAUAAUAAAAAACGACAUAAAAGUUGAAAUACAACAAAGUGAACUACAAGCAUUAAGAAGAUUGGGAAAAAAAGGACAUAAAACCAGACCUAUCUCUGUGAUGUUUACUACAUUAGGAAAGAAAAUUAGUAUUUUGAAAAACAAAAAUAAAUUGGAAAAUACAAACAUAUACAUAAAACACGAAUUCCCUGCAAAAAUUCUGAAAAUAAGAGAGGAACUAAAAAUUCAACAACAAAAAGAAAAUGAAAAGGGCAAUAUAGCAUACAUCAAAUACGAUAAACUUGUUGUUAAGGAAAAAUAUAAAGAUACAAUACGGGUGGUCGCCGCGAGGAAGUUAGACCAAAACCCUCCAUCUCAAACUCAAAAAUAUACUAACCUGCACCUCCUCACAUACAAUGUAAGAUCGCUUGUGGAUAGCACAAGACUACCACAACUAGAACACAGUUUAAGAAAUAUAAAAUGGGAUGUUAUAGGACUGUCAGAGAUAAAAAAAGCCGGUCAACAGAUAGAGGAACAUGGAAACUUUGUACUCCUCUACUGUGGCGAACAAAGCGGAAGAAAUGGUGUCGGUUUCUUAAUACAAAAUCACUUGAAAAAAUAUAUUGACAACUUUAGUUUUUAUACAGACAGAAUAGUCCGUCUAGACAUGAACUUUAACAAUAAUUAUAUAACCUUCAUACAAAUAUAUGCACCGACAGAAAAAGCACCAGAAUCAGAAAUAGAAAACUUCUAUAAUGACUUAAGAAAAGCGAUGAAAGAUAUCAAAAAGGAUACUUUUAUCGUAGGCGAUUUUAACGCUAAGAUUGGUUUGCCAAGAGAAGAAGAAAACCUAGUGACAGGAAAGUUCGGAUAUGGGAGUAGAAACAGUAGAGGACAACGAUUAAUAGAAUUCUGCUACGAGAAUAAAUUGACAAUAACAAACACAAAAUUUAGAAAGAACACAAAAAAUAAAUGGACCUGGCAAUCUCCCGACGGAAACACAAGAAAUGAAAUUGACUACAUAUUAGCUAAAAAUAUAAAAAUAGUUAGCGAUACUGAAGUACUGAACAUACCAUUUUCAUCUGACCAUAGGGCUGUAAGGACAACAAAAGAAGUAGAAAGAAGAAUAGCAUUGGCAUGGAAAAAGUACUGGUCCUUAAAAGAAAUAUUCAAAGGAAACUUCCCAUUACAAAUAAAAAAGAAAAUUAUGGACUCAAACGUUCUACCAACUCUUACUUACGGAUGUCAAACUUGGGUCUGCAAUGCAGAAAUAAAAAGAAAAAUAAGAUCAUUUCAAAGAGCUACAGAAAGAAGUAUGUUAAAAAUCAAACUACAAGAUCGAAUCAAUAGCAGCAAAAUUAGAAGGAGAACAAAAAUUACAGAUGCCCUAACGACAAUAGCGAGGCUUAAAUGGAAAUGGGCGGGACAUGUCAUAAGAUCCAGUGACGGUAGGUGGAGCGAGCGCAUCCUACAUUGGUUCCCUCGUGAUGGUAAGAGAGACCGUGGUCGACCUCUUAGAAGAUGGAAGGAUGAUAUAGAGGCAGUAGCGGGAAACCUGUGGACACGUACUGCAAAAGAAAGAGACAAAUGGCACGAGAUGGAGGAGGCCUUCAUCCAACAAUGGAUGAUCCCUGAAUAG
Parnassius mnemosyne (clouded apollo) is the source of this 1998-nucleotide messenger RNA. NCBI's taxonomy places the organism in Eukaryota, Metazoa, Arthropoda, Insecta, Lepidoptera, Papilionidae. The record is from the annotation of a GenBank genome assembly.